AUGCCAGCCGAGGCAGCACGAGGCUCCUCGAAAGAUCAACAACUAAAACACAUUGGCAAUGCGUACUCGAUUCUCAUCAGACGUCAAAGUACUCUCACAAUGACGAACCUACCCUCCCCUCCCUUCGUCGAUAUCAAAGGCAUCGCCAACUUCCGCGACGUUGGCGGCCAACUCGAUAAUGUCCGCAAAGGGGUGGUGUUCCGCUCAGCGGACCCAUCGAAGGCAUCCGAGGAAGGGUUGAAGAAGAUGAGCAAGGAUCUAGGCAUAACAACAAUCUUCGACCUCCGCUCAGCCCCCGAGAUCAAACGAGACGGGCCCGAAUGGGCAGACAUUGCCGUGGAUGCUCAAGACGUCUUCGAACCGUAUGGUAUCAAGCGGCAAUGGGUACCUGUAUUCGCUGAACAAGAUUACGGCCCCGAUCAAGUCGCGCUGCGCUACAAGGAGUACACGCGUGAGGGCUCCGCUGGGUUUGUGAAAGCAUACCACGAUAUCCUGCUCUCUGCGCCGUCAGCCUACGGAGCAAUGUUCCGGCAUCUGGCGCAAGAGAAGCCAACGCCUUGUCUGGUCAACUGCACAGCAGGCAAAGACAGGACAGGUGUAGUAGUAGCACUGCUGCUGAGUCUGAUUGGAGUGGACAAAGAGAAGAUCGCAGAAGAGUACGCGCUCACAGACCAAGGACUGGCAGAGCUGAGGCCCAUCUUCAUUGAGCGGUUGUUGAAGAAUCCGGCUCUGGAGGGGAAUCGGGAAGGGGUGGGGAACAUGGUCAGUUCGAAGAAGGAGAAUAUGCUUGCUGCGCUGGAGAUGAUUCAGAAGGAGUUUGGAGGCGCGGAGAAUUAUAUGCAGGAGAGGUGUGGGUUGGAAGAUGAGGAGAUUGGGCGGUUACGGAAGAACUUGAGGGCGUGA
Molecule: messenger RNA, 903 nt
Organism: Saxophila tyrrhenica
Lineage: Eukaryota; Fungi; Ascomycota; Dothideomycetes; Mycosphaerellales; Extremaceae
Exons: 2
Coding region: 1-903 (300 amino acids)
Molecular function (GO): phosphoprotein phosphatase activity
Source: RefSeq, a predicted model, not a curated record